Molecule: messenger RNA, 929 nt
Organism: Mya arenaria
Lineage: Eukaryota; Metazoa; Mollusca; Bivalvia; Myida; Myidae
Product: E3 ubiquitin-protein ligase DTX3L-like
Exons: 8
Coding region: 241-642 (133 amino acids)
Biological process (GO): protein ubiquitination; Notch signaling pathway
Source: RefSeq, a predicted model, not a curated record
UAUAAAUCAGAAACGACAAGACAAUCACUGCGUGAUGAGAUACACAAAGUGAAACAAGACCUGGAUUAUUUAGAAAAUACAAGAAAGUCACUGUGUGAUGAGCUGACACAAGUGAAACAAGACUUGGAUAGAUCAGAAAAGGAAAGAGCUGUAGUUCAGGCGAAGUUUCCACAAAUCAAAGAAUACUUCAACUGGAUUCAACCCAUUGGGACAGUUGAGGUCAAGAAGAGCACAUACAAUAUGGGUUAUGGAGAACAACGUAUUAUCAUGUUGAUUUUUACUUUCCCGGAUGGCAUUCAGACGGCGCACCAUCCGUCCCCGGGAAGCUCGUAUAAAGGCGAUACGUUCACAGGAUAUCUGCAUUGCAACUCUGAGGGCAAGCUGCUAUGUAGCAUGUUAAAGGCGGCUUUUAGGAGAGGGCUGGUGUUCACAUUGGGGAAGGAAGGAAAAGUUGUCCUGGAUGGUGUCUCAUUGUAUAUUCGUCCAGUGUAUCUUAACACAUGGAAGAUAAAUCCGGAUUAUGUCAAAUAUGUACAGACCUUGAAAGCGGAACUGGCAGCCAAAGGCAUCACAGAGGCGGACAUAGAUCAGGAAGAAAAGCUAGUAGAAACUUUCACUGUCGAUGGUUUGAAGUCGCGCUGAGUUCUGUAAUGAUAUGAUAGCAAAAUGGCAUACAAGGGAAUAAUUAAGGCGCAUGUUGAACCUGACGGAAACUUGAAAACAGUCUUUCUCGAUCUUUUGUCUGUAUACUUUCAUUGGCCAACUGUUAUGACUAUUAUCUCUACCAACGAUCUCGUGUAAAAAAAGAAUUACUGGCGUGAUGUAUACGAUGUUUUACGUAGUUGUUUUACUUAUACUUAAGACAUAUAUUCUAUUUUGUUUACCUUGGUAAAUAUUAAACAUUUUAUGAAUAUUUUAUAUGUCUGUAA